Molecule: messenger RNA, 1309 nt
Organism: Xenopus laevis (African clawed frog)
Lineage: Eukaryota; Metazoa; Chordata; Amphibia; Anura; Pipidae
Gene: glrx3.L
Product: glutaredoxin 3 L homeolog
Exons: 11
Coding region: 99-1079 (326 amino acids)
Biological process (GO): intracellular iron ion homeostasis; cell redox homeostasis
Cellular component (GO): nucleus; cytosol
Source: RefSeq, a predicted model, not a curated record
GCAUUCUGCUACUCAGGUCUGUUCCCGCGGCGCCGUUCGCUUCUAAAGGGUCCAUCGCUUACUCGGCGCUCGUUUGCUUUUCCUGGGCGCAAGGCAGUAUGGCGGCUGUGGUGGAGGCCGGCUCUCAGAGCCAGUUUGAGGAGCUGCUACAGAAAAGCGCAAAGUCUCUAACAGUUGUGCAUUUUUGGGCACCAUGGGCUCCGCAGUGCACCCAAAUGAACGAAGUCAUGGCCGAACUGGCGAAGGAGCAGCCACAGGUCAUGUUUGUAAAGCUUGAAGCCGAAGCCGUUCCAGAAGUGUCGGAAAAGUACGAAAUUACCUCCGUGCCAACCUUUUUGUUUUUUAAGAACUCUCAGAAGAUUGACAGAUUGGAUGGUGCCCACGCUCCGGAGCUCACAAAGAGGGUUCAGCGUCAUGCCUCAAGCACCUCUUUUCCAGCGACCCCCAACAGUGCUCCCAAAGAAGACCUCAAUAGCAGACUGAAAAAGCUGAUUACGGCUGCUCCGUGCAUGCUGUUCAUAAAGGGAUCUCCCCAGGAGCCAAGAUGUGGGUUCAGCCGGCAGAUUGUGGAUAUCCUCAACCAGCACAAGAUCCAGUUCAGCAGCUUUGAUAUACUAUCAGAUGAAGAAGUCCGUCAGGGCCUCAAAACCUUUUCCAAUUGGCCCACUUACCCGCAGUUUUACUCCAAUGGCGAACUGCUAGGCGGACUGGAUAUCGUAAAGGAAAUGGUGGCGUCUGGAGAAUUGGACCAAAUGUGCCCCAAAGCCCAGAGUCUAGAGGAGAGACUAAAGGCAUUGGUGAACAAAGCCCCAGUAAUGCUGUUUAUGAAAGGGAACAAAGAGAUGGCAAAAUGUGGAUUCAGCAGGCAGAUUCUAGAAUUAAUGAACAACACGGGUGUUAGCUAUGAAACAUUUGAUAUUCUGGAAGAUGAAGAGGUGCGACAAGGUUUAAAAACCUAUUCCAACUGGCCCACCUACCCUCAGCUUUACGUGAAAGGAGAACUUGUCGGGGGGCUGGACAUCCUUAAGGAGUUAAAAGAAAGCGGCGAAUUGGUUUCAGUUCUGAAAGGAGAUCAGUGAUACAUCUCAGCACUGGAUCAGACUCGACCCCCGCAGGAUAGUUAUACUGGAUUAGUUUAUUCCUUAUAUUGGAUAAUAAAGUUCCAUCAUUGUCCCUCACAAGGGGGUGUCCUGUACAAUCUCAUACCCAUUGGGCUGAGACACCAGUCUUUCCUUGUCUUUAGGGGUCACACGUCUGCUCACAGCAACAUUCAAAAAAUAUUUUAAUUUAAUAAACAUUGUUACAAUCA